This is a messenger RNA of Vanrija pseudolonga, 7107 nucleotides long. RefSeq names its product Myosin-2 (gene MYO2). The record is from RefSeq and is a predicted model, not a curated record. Gene Ontology annotation, cellular component: vesicle; myosin complex; actin cytoskeleton. The coding region runs from base 274 to 7107 and encodes 2277 amino acids. Gene Ontology annotation, biological process: vesicle transport along actin filament; actin filament organization; ribosome biogenesis. Lineage: Eukaryota; Fungi; Basidiomycota; Tremellomycetes; Trichosporonales; Trichosporonaceae. The transcript has 24 exons. Gene Ontology annotation, molecular function: microfilament motor activity; actin filament binding; ATP binding.
CCACUCCCCCCCCCCCCUUUCCAUCCAUCCUAUUCUCUCCUGUCGGCUUGUCCUUGGCUGCAUUCACAGCUGGCACGACUUUGGACCGCCCCCCUUCUUCCCCUUUUCAGUUCGCUCGCUUCUUGUCGCUUUGGUCUUUUCCUCGGACGCACAGGACCGGCGCUCAUUCCUCGACCACAGCUCGUCGUUGCUACAUUGACUUCAAGACGUUGAACGACAAGCAUCAGUUGUAGGAGCACACCUUGCGCUCCUUCUCACCUUCUAUUCGGCUUCAUGGCAUCCGUCUAUGCCAAGGGGACGAGGGUCUGGGUACCAGACGUCGCCGCUGGCUGGGUACCCGGCACGGUCACGUCGGUGACCCUCCCGUCCGACACUGAACCCACCUCCGAGGUGACAGUCGUCGUGUCAAUCGAUGGCAACAGUUCGAGCGAUUCAGGCGGAACCAAAGACUACAAGUGCACUCUCGCUGGACUUCAAGCAGCCGAGUCGAAUGGCAACAGCCUGACCACCUCCUCUGCGUCACUGGGGCGAGACGCGCUCCCACCGCUUCGUAAUCCGCCUCUACUGGAGAGUUCCGAGGACCUUGCAAGUCUCUCCAACUUGAACGAGCCAAGUGACGGAAACGAAAUCCUUCAUGCUUAUGCGGGAAAGAAGAAGGGUGAACUGGACCCCCAUUUGUUCGCCAUUGCAGAGGAGGCCCUCGACUAUAUGCGCCGAGGGACAGGUGAUGGUGGAGUUGACCUGACUGGUGCAGGCGACCAGACCAUUGUCGUCAGUGGUGAAAGUGGAGCGGGCAAGACUGUAUCCGCAAAGUACAUCCUGCGUUACUUUGCUUCAGUUCAUAACCCUGGCAAAGAACACCCCGUUUCCGACCGUCGACGGGGUGACAUUGCCAACAACGAGGACGAAGGCAUGAGCGAGAUUGAGCGACAAAUCCUGGCCAGCAACCCUAUUAUGGAAGCGUUCGGAAAUGCCAAGACGACCAGAAACGACAACAGUUCGCGGUUUGGCAAAUACAUCGAGGUCCUGUUCAGCAAGGAGAAUGAGAUUGUCGGCGCGCGGAUUCGCACCUACCUUCUGGAGCGCUCGCGUCUGGUCUAUCAGCCGGAUACGGAACGCAACUACCACGUUUUCUACCAGCUUUUGGCCGGUGCGCCGUCAAAGGAGCGCAAAGACCUCUCGCUUCCAACCGACCCACAGCAGUUCGCGUAUCUCGCCGGUGGUGGGCCAUCGUCCUCUACCAUUCUGGGCGUGGAUGACGCAAAGGAAUUCCGUGACACACAGGAGGCCCUCAGUACUGUCGGCAUCUCAGUGGAACGCCAGUGGUCCAUUUUCAAGGUUCUCGCUGCCCUGCUUCAUCUCGGAAACGUCAGGAUUACGCAGGCUCGGACGGACGCUGUGUUGUCCGACGAUGACCCCGCUCUCCUGAUAGCGACCGAACUCCUUGGCUUGCCCCUGGCGGACUUCAAGAAGUGGACGGUCAAGAAGCAGUUGACAACUCGAAACGAGAAAAUUGUCACCAAUCUCGGGUCUGCUCAGGCAACAGUUGUUCGUGACUCUGUGGCCAAGUUCAUUUACUCGUGCUUGUUCGACUAUGGCUUCGAGCACUUCAAGAAGAACUCGUUCGAGCAGUUCUGUAUCAACUGGGCCAACGAAAAGCUUCAACAGGAGUUCAAUGCGCAUGUGUUCAAGCUUGAGCAGGAAGAGUACAUGCGCGAGGAGAUCAACUGGACUUUUAUCGACUUUACGGACAACCAGGCGUGCAUUGACGUCAUCGAAGGCAAAAUGGGCGUCUUGACGCUCUUGGACGAAGAGUCACGACUACCUGCAGGUGCAGAUGCUUCCUUUGCCAACAAACUCCACCAGCAGUUGACAAAGCCGGAGUACAAGGACGUGUUCAAGAAGCCUCGGUUCAACCAGAACGCUUUCACAAUUGCGCACUACGCUCAUGAUGUCACGUACGACGUUGAUGGGUUCAUCGAAAAGAACCGUGAUACUGUCCCCGACGAACACCUUGUCCUCCUGCAGGCGUCCACGAACGAGUUCCUCAAGGAGGCGGUUGAGAGAUCACUUGCGGCUGCCACAAACCCUUCCACUACGGCCGCCUCUGAGCCUAAGCAAGCGGCUAAGCGUGCUGUUGCCAAUGCACGCAAACCGACGCUGGGCUCCAUCUUCAAGAACUCGCUCAUAAGCCUGAUGGACACGAUCAACCACACCAAUGUCCACUACAUUCGCUGCAUCAAACCCAACGAGGCCAAGAAGGCUUGGUCGUUUGAGCCCCAGCAAGUCCUUUCUCAACUCCGUGCCUGUGGUGUCCUGGAAACGAUUCGAAUCAGUUGUGCUGGAUAUCCCAGUCGCUGGACAUUCGCUGAAUUUGCCAGUCGCUACUACGUUCUAGUCAACUCCAAGGAGUGGGAGGGCAAUGCGGACGUUAAAGCUUUCUGCCAGCUGCUCCUACAGCGGACACUGAAGGACGAGAACAAGUAUCAGAUCGGCCUUUCGAAGAUCUUCUUCCGCGCUGGCAUGGUUGCCCUCCUCGAGUCCUUCCGCACAGCCCGCUUGAACGCAUUGGUCACCCUUGUGCAAAAGAAUGUCCGUCGUCGGAUCGCCUACAAGCAGUACCAGGACCUUCGGGAGCGCACCAUCACCAUCCAAGCUUGGUGGCGUGGCAUCUUGGGCCGCCGUGUGGCGGAGUCCAUGAGGAAAGAAGCUGCGGCCAUUCAGUUGCAGAGGGCUGCGCGGGCAUACCUGCAACGAAAGGCUUUCCUUUCGGCGAGGCAGGCUGUCGUCUCCAUCCAGGCUGUUGUCCGGGGAUAUCUUGCCCGCAAGCAUUUCUCCGAGGAGCGCACCGUGUCGGCAGCCGUCACACUGCAGAGCCUCUUCCGUGGCAUUGCUGCGCGUUCCCGAAGACAGGCCGAAACUCGGCGCGUCGUUCUUCUUCAGAGCCAAUGGCGACGCAAGCUCGCAGUUCGCGAGCUCGGCGCGCUCAAAGCGGAAGCCAAAUCGGCAUCCAAGCUCAAGGAAAUUUCAUACCAGCUUGAGAACAAGGUGGUUGAACUCACCAAGACUUUGCAGAAGCGAACCGCCGACAACAAGUCUUUGAACACGAGGGUAUCCGACCUGGAGAAGGAGCUCGCUGCUUGGCAGUCCAAGCACGAGGAAGUUCAUCACCGUUCGCGCGAUUUGGAGGCCAAGCUCGCACUCCCAACGGUCCCGCAGUCUCAGUAUGACGCGAUUGUCGCCGCCAAGACCGACGAAGAGAACCGGUUGCGCUCUGCCUUGAAGCGUGUUACCGAUCAGGAGGAGGAGAUCGGUCGCCUCAAGGACCAGUUUGAGCGUGCGACUAAGGAGUUCAACGACCGACAGGAGGCGAUCGACAGAGCUAUGACGAAACACACUGAAGAUGCCACCACGGUAGCGGCUCUGAAGCAGGAAGUCACGACUCUGAAGGAGCAGAUCAGCCGCGCCAGUGCCCUCCAGGCUCUGACGAAAGGACAUCGUGACGCUCCCCCGUCGCCCACCUUCGAUCGUGGCCUGCGAGAAUUCGCGAAUGGCCUUCACCAGGGAGACCCCAACCGGCAGGGCACUCGACGACACCGUCGCCGCCACAGCACUACCGGACAUGGUUCGCCUUCAGGAGGUCACCCUGAUGAAGAUGGCUUUGACGUUAAGAGAGCGCCGACGGCCAACCCUCGUGCGGUGUCGGUGAUGUUCCCCAACAGCAACGCUCUUCGCCCUCGUGACUCCAACGGACUUCCGACUCUGAGCGACUCGUCUGCUGACGAGAUUAUUCGUUUGUUGGAUGACGAGGAAGGGCUUGAUGAGGAUGUCUUGCAUGGUUUGAUCGCCAACCUGAAGAUUCCGGCUGCCAGCUUGCACAACCCACCACUUGCCAAGGAAGUCAUCUUCCCAGCUCAUCUCAUCAGCCUCGUCUCCAACGAAAUGUGGAAGUUAGGCAUGGUCCCAGAAAGCGAGAGGUUCCUCGCCAACGUCAUGCAAAGCAUUCAAGGCUACGUCAUGCAAUUCAAGGGCGAGGAUGUUAUCACCCCUGGAAUCUUCUGGCUGUCCAACGUGCAGGAGAUCCUGUCCUUCAUCUGCGUCGCCGAGGCCGAUGCUCAACAAGGUGUUGCACCCGGCAUGGACGAGCCCGGUGGUCGCGAAUUGGACUGGGAGGCAUACGAGCGACUUGUCGGCAUUGUCAAGCACGAUCUGGACAGUCUUGAGUACAACAUCUAUCACACCUGGAUGCUGGAAGUCAAGAAGAAGCUCGGCAAGAUGGUCAUUCCUGCACUUGUUGAGUCGCAGUCGCUUCCUGGCUUCAUUACAUCGGACGGAAGCGGCCGUAUGUUCUCCAGAAUGAUCGGCAUGGGCAGCAGCAGCAGUCAACCAUCAGCAAGUAUGGACGACAUCCUCAACCUCCUUAACAAGGUCUGGAAGUGCCUCAAGAGCUAUUACAUGGAAGAGAGCGUCAUGCAGCAGGUCGUGACCGAGCUGUUGAAGUUGAUUGGCACCAUCGCCUUCAACGACCUCAUCAUGCGCCGCAACUUCUGCUCGUGGAAACGCGCAAUGCAGAUCCAGUACAAUAUCACGCGCAUCGAAGAAGGGCUGCUCCAGCUUGAGCAUCUUAUGCAGGCCACGAAGCUCCUCCAGCUCAAGAAGGCCACUCUCGGAGACAUUGAGAUCUUGUUCGACGUUUGCUGGAUUCUGUCCCCAUCCCAAAUCCAGAAGUUGAUUUCUCAAUACCACAAUGCCGACUACGAGGCUCCAAUCUCGCCGGAAAUUCUCAGGGCCGUUGCUGCUCGGGUCCGCCCAGAGGACAAGAGCGACCAGCUUCUCCUUCAGACGGAGCAAGACGAGGUCGGACCGUAUCAGAUCCCUCCCCCCCGAGACAUUGCGGGUCUCGAAACAUGCAAACCGGCAUCACCAAGCCCUGUAGGAGGCUCUCACAAGGCUGUUGCCGAAGCCGGUGCGAAGAAGGCCCGGCUGAAUCAGCAAGCGCAAAGGCGAGAUGCGAAACAGCGCGCCAACCGCGAGGACGCCAAGUUCUUCCAGACGAGUUCUGGAGGCGGCAAGGUUCCACGCAUCGUAUCCAUUGUUCCUUUGUUACCGUCCUUGUCCGGACCGCGCUUCGUUGCGGAAAUUCUUCCUGCACUUGGCCUGUCUGAGACGGAUGCUGCGGACAUAACGUCCAAACUGAACGGGGAAGGAGGUACAUUUGUCGUCCCCGCACCCAAAUUCAAGACCACACUGCAAAUCAACCUCCUUCCUCCCCUGGAGCUGUACCCAACCUUGGACUCCGCUCUCGUGAGCGACACGAUCAUUCUCCUCCUCAGUAGCACAGACGAAGUCCAACUCGAAGGGGAAGCAAUUCUAAGGUGCCUGCAAGGCCAAGUAGGCAUGGCAAACAUCAUGACAUGUGUCCAGGCUCCGUUAGAGACCCCUUUAACUCCAUCAGCCCGAUCACUCGUUCACAAGUCUCUCCUUUCCUUUUCACGUUACUUCUUCCCAUCAGUGGACAAGAUUCAUUCCGCCGAUACUCCUGCUGAAAGCCUCCUCUUGGCCCGAGCGCUAUGCGAAGCGUCACCAUCCAGUAUCAACCAUCCAGAGGGUCGUGCGUUUAUUGUUGCGGAAGGCGACAAUGCCAUUGAUUGGGAGGCUUAUCCCAAUGACGACGGAUCUCUAAGCCACCAAGGCUUGCUUCGCGUAACAGGGACGGUUCGUGGAGGGCGCCUCAGUGCAAACCGACUGGUGCAUGUGCCCGGCCGUGGAGACUUUCAGGUGUCUGAGAUCAUUGCCGCCCCUCCCCUCAACAUGCACGCUCGCCGGAACGCAGAUCGAGCUAUGACCGAUGUCCAGGCCACCCCCGUUCCUCUGUCAACCCCUGAUGAGUCUGCUGAGGACCUCAUUGCCCACAAUGUCCCCGACUUGUUGGCCAAUGAGCAAACCUGGCCCACAGAGGAAGAGAUGGACUCGGCUCCAGCUGCCAGUGGAGUCAACGCGGAAGGAAGGCGCGUCAAGCGCGUGCCCAAAGGAACCAGUGCCUACCAAGCCGCUUGGAUUGUUGACGAGGACGACGAUGUCGACGACUUUGAUGAGACGGAUGGGGCGAGUAACGAUGAGAGAUUGUCAGGAGAUGAGGGCGACGGAGAACCACGUGGCCACAUCCAUGAUGAGGAGGAAGAAGAGAUGGAAGAGGUCGAGCUUGAUUCCCGAGUGGACACGCACAAAGAUAUGGCCCCUGAGGAUGAAGAGCAGGAGUACGAGACAUACCUUCGUCAGCGUGAGCGAGCGCAGCAAGACGACAUGUCCUUCCCGGACGAGAUCGACACUCCUCGUCACAUUGCUGCCCGGACCCGCUUCCAGCGCUACCGCGGCCUUCGAAGCUUCCGCACCAGUCCGUGGGAUCCCUACGAAAACCUUCCGCUCGAGUACGGAGAGAUCUUCCAGUUUGAGAACUUCUCGGCAACUCAGAAGCGGGUUGAGCGCGAGGCACGUGAAGAUGGCGUCGAGAUCGGUACGAGGAUCACUCUGGUCCUCAAGGAUGUUGCCCGAGAAGUGGUCGUCUCCCGGAAUCCCCGACUUGCCCUUAUUGUUCACGGUCUCCUGCAACAUGAGCACAAGCAAACCGUUCUUCACUUUGCGGUUCAAAGGAACACAGAGUUCACAGAGCCAGUUCGAGCCAAGGAGCCGCUCGUUCUCUGUGUCGGACCGCGCCGUUUUGUUAUCCGCCCGCUCUUCUCUCAGCAUGUACGAGGCGGCGGAAAGGGUGUGAAUAACGUCCACAAGUCGGAGCGCUUCCUCAAGCCAGGUACCACAACUGUGGUUUCCACAUUUGGGCCAGUUUGCUUUGGCAAGGCGCCAUGCCUUCUGUUGCGCCAACAGAAGUCUGAAGGAGUUCCGGAUUUGGUUGCCACGGGGUCAUUCGCUUCUUCGGAUCCAACUCGUAUCAUUGCCAAGCGGAUCGUUCUCACCGGCCACCCAUUCAAGGUGCAUAAGAAGACUGCGACGAUCAGAUACAUGUUCUUCGAUCGUGAGGACGUUUCCUACUUCCAGUCGGUCGAGCUCCACACCAAGACGCUGCGUCGGGAGAAAUAUCGUUCGGAGUAG